UAAUGCAGCCUUCCCAGAAACGGUACGUGCAGUUUCUCAGCGGGCUCCUGUCGGGGUCGGUGAAGAUGAACGCCUCGCCACUGUUCCUGCAUUUUGUCAUCCUGCACGGCACUCCCAACUUCGACGCGGGCGGAGUGUGCCGGCCCUUUCUGAAGCUCUACCAAGCCAUGCAGCCCGUGUACACGUCCGGGAUCUACAACGUUGGCCCGGAAACCCAGAGCAGGAUCUACAUCGCCAUCGAGCCUGCCCAGCUGCUGAAAGGGGACAUCAUGGUCAAGUGCUAUCACAAGAAGUACCGCUCGGCCACCAGGGAUGUGAUUUUCCGCCUGCAGUUUCACACGGGGGCCGUUCAGGGCUACGGACUCGUGUUCGGGAAGGAGGAUCUGGACAACGCGAGCCAAGAUGACCGUUUUCCUGAUAACGGCAAGAUUGAGUUGCUUUUCUCUGCCACUCCCGAGAAGAUUCAAGGGUGUGAACACUUGCGCAAUGACCACGGCGUGAUCGUGGACUUCAACACCGCAGACCCUCUCAUCCGCUGGGACUCGUACGAGAGCCUGAGUGCCGCUGGAGAAGUGCUGCACACGCAGGGCCCCGUCGAUGGCAGUCUUUAUGCCAAGGUGAGGAAGAAGAGCGCCUCGGAUCCCGGCGUCCCCGGAGGGCCCCCUGCUGUCCCCGCCGCCGGCAGCCCAGACCACGGCGACCACACCCUGUCGGUCAGCAGCGACUCCGGCCACUCCAGCGCCUCCGUCAGGACCGACAGGACCGAGGAGCACCUUGCCGUGGGGCCGAGGCGGGGCCUGAGCCCCCAGGAGAAGGCCGAGCUGGACCAGCUGCUCAGCGGCUUUGGCCUGGAAGAUUCUGGAAGCCCCAUCAAGGAUAUGACCGAUGCUCCCAGCAAGUACAGCGGGACACGCCACGUCGUACCUGCUCAGGUGCACGUGAACGGGGACGCCACGCUCAAGGACCGGGAGACGGACAUCCUGGACGACGAGAUGCCCGGCCAUGACCUGCACAGUGUGGACAGCAUCGGAACCCUGUCCUCCUCGGAGGGCCACCAGUCGGCCCACCUGGGCCCCUUCACCUGCCACCAGAGCAGCCAGAACUCCCUCCUGUCGGACGGGUUUGGCAGCAACCCCAGCGAGGAUGCCCACGGCAGCCUCGCCCCUGACCUGAGCCUCGGCGUGGACCCCCCCCUGUACGAGCGGGAGCGGGCGUUCGGGAUCCGAGACUCCAAGCAUCCGCAGCCAGUGCUCCGGAGGCCCUCUGUGUCCGCCCAGACGCAGGCCUACGGACAGAGCGGCUACUCCACGCAGACCUGGGUGCACCAGCAGCAGAUGGUGGCUGCCCACCAGUAUAGCUUCGCUCCCGAUGCCGAGGCCAGGCUCGCCGGCCGCGGCCCGGAGGACGGCUCUGGCCUGGUGCAGGCCCAGCCCAGGGUUCCGGUCACCCCUACCCGGGGGGUGGGCGGCAGAGUGGCCCUCCAGAGGGGCAUGGGCCCCGCGCCCCAUGUCCCCGAUGCGCAGCGGCCCCCUCCCGGCAAAGCGUUCAAGCCCAGAUUUCCAGACGUCAGAGUCGUGAACGGGACUGGACCGGAGCCGAGCGCAGACCCCUCCCCAGGCUCACCCACCCUGGACAUCGACCAGUCCAUUGAGCAGCUCAACAGGCUCAUCUUGGAGCUGGACCCUACUUUUGAGCCCAUCCCCACCCACGUGAACACGCCGGGCAGCCAGGCCAACGGCCCCAUGCCCCCCGACAGCGUGGGCGGCAGGCUGCGGGCGAGCGGCCUGCAGGACGCGGGAGAGGGCCCGGGCAGGGCCUCCGUGCGGCAAGGCUCCUCGGGGGACGAGCCGCUGGGCGGAAGGUUCCGGAAGCUGAGCCUCGGGCAGUAUGACAACGAUGCUGGGGGGCAGCCGGCCUUCUCCAAAUGUGGAUGGGGAAACACCCCCGGUGCGGACCAGGCCACAGGUCUGGCACCUUUCCUGUCUCCAGCAGACGCCAAGGAGACGGUGGCCGCCGCGUACCCCCCAGACCCCAACGGGAUCAGCAGCAGGACCUUCGCUCCAACCAAGGGUGGCUCUGACUCGGCCUCUCCCACGCCAGCGUUUCCCGUGUCUCCAGAAACACCGUAUGUGACGACAGCCCCACAUUAUCCGCCGUUCACCCCACCUGGGCUGCAGGGGGGCAGCGCCGGCGGUCUGUACAGAGGAGCUCACGAUACUCGAGGCUGCGCUGAGAUCCUGCAUCGCACAGUGGGGAUGUCUGAGAGCCCCGUGGGGCCCAAACCCGCGACGCUCCGGACCGACAUGCCGGCGGCACCUGCCUUUCAGCGGGCGUUCACGUCCUCCUGCACCAUCUCCAGCAGCAGCCCCGGCCAGCAGCGGGACAGCCCUUCGUCUGCCGAGCUCCCGUGGGUGGAGAGCAGCCCCAAAGCCACGCUGGCUCUGCUGGGGAGCAGCCGGCCGGCAGGAAGCCUCCUUGGCUCCGGAGAGUUUCCCAGCCCCAGCCCCGACGGCCCCGGGCGGCCCCACCUCCCGCCCGCGGAGCUCCAGGCCUCUUUCCACAACCAUGAGCUGUCCCUGGCGGAGCCCCCUGAAGCUCUGGGCCCCCCGAGUGGCCAGGCUUUCCUGAGUUUCGGCACGGCCCCCGUGGGAAGCGGCCUUCCCCCCGGGGAGGACCCGGGCGCCUUGCUGGCUCAUUCCCACGGAGCACCCCAGGCCCCUGGCACCCCGCGGACAACAGCAGUGGCUGACAACGGCUUCCUGUCCCACGGCUUUCUCAUGACGCCUGGCCAUGGCGGCCACCACAGCCCGGUCCUGCCGGGCCAGGGCCUGACCCUGCCCGGGCAGCCGCCCCUUCCUGAGAAGAAGCGAGCCUCAGAGGGGGACCGGUCUUUGGGUUCGGCCUCCCCGUCCUCGAGCGGCUUCUCCAGCCCGCACAGCGGGAGCACCAUGAGCAUCCCGUUCCCAAACGUCCUCCCGGACUUCCCCAAGCCUUUGGAGGCUGCAGCGCCCUCCCCAGAUAAUCCGGGUGAUAAGCAUGUGUCUGUGAACUUUGUCCAAGACACAUCCAAAUUCUGGUACAAGGCGGAUAUCUCCAGAGAGCAAGCCAUCGCCAUGCUGAAGGACAAGGAGCCUGGCUCAUUCAUUGUCAGGGAUAGUCACUCCUUCCGAGGGGCCUACGGCCUGGCCAUGAAGGUGGCCACUCCUCCCCCUUCUGUCCUGCAGCUCAACAAGAAAGCGGGAGAUCUGGCCAAUGAACUCGUUCGGCACUUUUUGAUCGAGUGUACCCCGAAGGGAGUGCGGUUGAAGGGGUGCCCCAACGAACCCUAUUUCGGGAGCCUCACGGCUUUGGUGUGUCAGCAUUCCAUCACGCCCUUGGCUUUGCCCUGCAAGCUGCUCAUUCCAGACAGAGAUCCGUUGGAGGAGAUAGCCGACAGCUCUCCCCAGACGGCAGCCAACUCGGCCGCGGAGCUCCUGAAGCAAGGGGCAGCCUGCAACGUGUGGUACCUGAACUCCGUGGAGAUGGAGUCGCUCACGGGCCCCCAGGCCGUCCAGAAGGCCCUGAGCCUCACCCUCGUGCAGGAGCCGUCCCCCCUGUGUACGGUCGUGCACUUCAAGGUGUCGGCCCAGGGCAUCACCCUGACGGACAACCAGAGGAAGCUCUUCUUCCGGAGACAUUACCCCGUGAGCAGCGUGAUCUUCUGCGCGUUGGAUCCACAGGACCGGAAGUGGAUCACGGAUGGCCCCUGCUCGAGGGUCUUCGGGUUUGUGGCCCGCAAACAGGGCAGCGCCACAGACAAUGUGUGCCACUUGUUCGCGGAGCACGACCCCGAGCAGCCUGCGAAUGCCAUCGUCAACUUCGUGUCAAAGGUCAUGAUCGGGUCCCCUAAGAAGAUCUGAGCCCCUCCCAGCCAGAGACCCGAGCGGGGCUGGGGCGUGCCCCGCGAAGCAACCGGCCAGCCUGACGUUCCAGCCCCAGGAGGCCGAGGGGCUCCCCCUCCGGCUUCACGAACAGGAGGACAGAUGGCCCCCCCUCCUGCUGUCCCUUCCUGAAAGACUGCUCACGGACACACCUCUGUGGCCAAGCGCUUCCCGGGUGGAGGAAAUUGGGCUCCACACUGGCAGGGGCCCCCGUGUUCCUUGCAGCCGGCGUCUGUGGGAAGGAGGGCGCCCAGCCCCUGCACGUGGCCCCUGGGUGGCCGGCGGCACCAUCAGCCUCACGGAGGGCCCCCGUCCACCCAGCACCCGGGGGAGGCCUCUCUCCUCCACAACGGAGACGCUAGCUCACCGAGAAGGGGAUGCAUGUUUGCUGAAGGUUCGUGCAGGUCAGGCCCUUCCGGAACUCUGGGGGCAUGAGCGAGGGGGCGACGUGAUGGCUGUGAGGACCAGGAAGGCCACCCAGUCCCGGGGGAGGGGCACCGUGAGCCCCGGCCGGGCGGGCCGGCGGCAGCUCCAGGCUCUCGCUCCGGCUCCGAGCGGCGUGUUGUCCGUGAGAGCAGAGGGAACGUGGACGCGAGAUGUCUUUUCAUAUAAUUUAUAUUCUACUUAUGCCAAAUUAUUUAUGAUAAAUUGCUGGGCAGGACGGGGUCCCACUUCUGGGGGCUGCCAAGCCGAACCCAUGCCCACGAUCAAGGGCCGCGUCCCCAGCAGGCCGGCCACAGCAGCCUUGACCACCCCAGUACCACCCCAGUCCUUGCCAUGGACGGUUCGGGUCCAGGCGGCGGCGGGUGACGUCCUUUCUGGGGAGGAAGUUUCCGGAGGGUGGGUCACCUUUGGGUGGAGACUCGGCCCUGCUCUCCACGGCUCUUCUCGGCCCUCUGUGAGCCGUUGGCCCCUUGUCCCCGCCUCUAUGUGUUUCUGGCCUCCUGAGCAGAGGAGGAAGGGGAGGAAGAUGAUGAAUCUCAGUCCUUCAAGGCUGUUCUUGAGCUGAGGGCCACUCCUCUGCAUCUCCUGGGCGACCGAAUCAGGGGUGCUGGUCACGCCAAGGCUCCUGUGUGUCCCCCAGGGCGGGAGUUGGGGCUGACAACGGCGGACGGGAGGCUCGGUCUCCUCCCGCACAGCCGGGGCGCCCCGCGGCUCUGGGGCCCGGGGAGCUGCCCACUCUGCCCGACUUUCCAAAAUCAAGACCAGCUCUUCGGCCCCCCCCGCGAGUCACCAGCGGGCACCACACCAGGGGUGGAAACGUGGUUGUGAGUUCUCUGUGUGAAGCGGGUCAGAGACGGACGUGCCGACUGGCAGAGCUGGAAGCGAGUCGCAGGGGGGUGUCGUACGUGUGUGAAAGCAGGUGGACGGGUCCACUGCAGCUCCUAUCGAUGCACCAAACAUAAGUGCCUCAUUUCUGUGCCAAAUGUCUGCCUUGGUCUUCGCGGACCUUCUUCCCCGACAGGUGUUGGUGUGGAAUGCACUGGUAUCUCCCAGGGGCCCCGGGGUCUGGUCCUCGGCAGGGGCGGCUGGCAUGUUGGGAUUCCAUUCGUGGCAGAAAUUCGGCCAGGGGGACCCGAGGUGCCGUCCCCAAGGGGCGCCUCAUCCCAAGGUGGCUUCUACCCAUUUUGACCCAAAGACCGCAGGUCGGGUCCCUCAUCCUUCCGACCCAAGGACGAGAGGGCUCGUUUACAGACCGGAGAGCGGGUGGGGGUGGGGCCCAGAAGCACAAGCUGGUGGACGAUAUGGGCAUCGGGGCCUCCUGUGCGGUCCCUGUCCAGAGCAUCCAAGAAGACACACUCCCUGGCCUGUGAGACAGACCGGCCGGCUGUGGCUUUUCCUCACAGUGGCCAGGGCGUCGGGAAGUUUGCUCCCUCUGUGGAGCCGAGGGACGCCGAUUCCCCGGUUCCUGACGAGGUGGUACGACAGGUUUCUUCCUGUGUUACACGUGCAUCACACAGAACGAGAGGAAUCCACGAACUGGGGGCUCAGAGCGCGGCAAGCCGCACCCCCGCCCCCACGCAGGCUCGGGGACACUCCGCGUGAUCCCUGGCAUGGGGGUCCCGUCCCGGGGAGGUCGAGGGUCUCCACCGCGUCACAGCCAGGGUCCUAUUAACCUGCUCAUUAACCGGACGCUGUGUUCCUCCAGUGUUAAUCUAUACCCGCGGCGAGUCACACCGAAUUUAAGGGUCGCCGUGUGCAUCCUCGGUGUCAAAGACCUCGUGUCUCCUUAGCUGCCUUGCUUAUUAGUGGGUAUUUUUACUUUUCUUAUAUUGUAAAGAAUAUAUCCAGUUAUGUAAAUGAAUGUUCUAUAAACCCUUUGUAUAGUCAUUUUCUCUGCUUUUCAGAUAUCCUCUCUAUUCAGAGUAUAAUAAAAUUAUACACGCGGGAAAGCCUCGGCGAGGCAGAUAUUAGUUGUGUUGG
Molecule: messenger RNA, 6344 nt
Organism: Neomonachus schauinslandi (Hawaiian monk seal)
Lineage: Eukaryota; Metazoa; Chordata; Mammalia; Carnivora; Phocidae
Gene: TNS3
Product: tensin 3
Exons: 22
Coding region: 3-3899 (1298 amino acids)
Molecular function (GO): protein binding
Source: RefSeq, a predicted model, not a curated record